GGACUUAUUGGUAGCUUGCCUAACAGCCUCAACUCAGGGCAUGAAAUAGGCCAGUGGUUGUCAGGGCAACGUUGUGUGUGAGUGGAACGUAUGAGUGCAAAAGUAAUUCAGGACAUUUGAGGUGUUUACAAGCGACAGUCUUUAGUUAACUUGUUAGCUGGCUGUUAUCGGAUAACAAUGUCGAUUAGCCUGCCCUGACUGGAAUAUAAUGGUAAUAGACAACACAGUUAGCUAAUUGCGCUAGUUUGGUUGCUAAAAAUUGUUGCUGUUGGAAAGCAGUCGUCCCCUAGAAGGCCAGAAUGGUUGCUUAGUCGGGUGAGCCGAAGCGAUGUCAAGCAAUAACCUCCCCCCGGUGUGCCAUUUGCCGCACUGGACCCGAGUCGGGGGUCUCGGGAAACCUUGCUCUCCACGACGUUUACCGGCGAACCGACCGCAGCCGCUGCCUGCGGUCCCGUCAGCGACCGGGGCAUCGCAGAGAGCAGCCGAGCUGCCCUGUGAUAGCGACAUGGGCCCCCGCGUCGCAUCACUGCAGAGGAAUAUCCAGUUCCUGCAGCAACAACACAAGGAAACUCUUGAGAGGCUCCAUGCAGAGAUAGAGUAUCUCAGACGGGAGAAUAAAGAGUUGCAGUAUAAGCUGAUAAUGGAGCCUCCUAAGUCAAGCAGAAAAGGACCAACACACAGUCGACGGGGCGUUAGACCACCCACUCAGGGAAGUGAAGCUCAUACUGGACUCUACCUGGAGAAGCAGCUGCAGGACACGCGACCCUCACAGGACCAGGCACUAAGCAUUAGAGAGGGUAGCGAAAUUCUGGGAUCUGCCAGGCAAAACCAUGACCCGGAGGCGAAGGGAGGCCUCAUCACUUCAUUACAGCCUCUACGAAUUCACAGCAGUCCCUCCCAUCCACCGCGUGCUCCCACGCUACAGGAGUGUGAGGUUAUCAUCCGGCAGCUCUACAAUGCUAACAGCUUACAGUCUCAGGAAAUUAUACGUGUGAAGGCAUUGCUGAGAGAUAUUGUUUUGAGCAAGAAAAUCACCACAGAAAACUACAUUCUGACCAAAGCCUACCUUGAUGAUAGUACUCGCAAAUUUUCUGAAGGGAAUAAAUUUCCAAAACUUGGUCUUCAGACAUAUCCAGAAAAAACGUCUGGACCUUCUCAGUCUGGCGUGGUCCUUCCAGCCCUCAAGCAGAGUCUCAGCUCAACCGUUGCAGAAAGACAGAGGAGGACCCGUGCCGUGCAGAGAGACCGUUUCAAAAGGAUGGUGAAGUGACAGGAACAACACUACUACAGCGUCAGCUACAUCCCCAUCAGGACUGGAGCUUUCAUGAUUCUUCUAAAAAAAAAAAAAAAA
Molecule: messenger RNA, 1351 nt
Organism: Xiphias gladius (swordfish)
Lineage: Eukaryota; Metazoa; Chordata; Actinopteri; Istiophoriformes; Xiphiidae
Gene: ccdc74a
Exons: 7
Coding region: 329-1270 (313 amino acids)
Source: RefSeq, a predicted model, not a curated record